AUGGAAAGUCAGGAGGAUAGCAUCGAUUUUGCGAAGUUGCGACGCGACGCGUUGGGGCUACACUCUCCAUCUCAGCUGUGUCACUCAGGCUUUGCAGAUACUGGCAACGAACCAAGGAACAAACUCAGUUACAUAUACCAAGUGAACAGCGCUUCUGGCACAUUUUCUCGCCAAUCUCAACCCCCGAAAACGCCAUCAGACCCCGCGAGAUUUUCCACCAGAGACCAACACUCCCCGACUCGAUCCCGGCAGCAUGAAUCACAACCAAUGAGUUUCCAAAAAAGCGAUGCCGGACCGGAGGCUGUACCGGGAUCGCAAUUUGACAUGAGCUCGGGAAAUGGUGCUCCGGGGGACACCCAGGUUGUAUCGCAGUCAGUGUACGACAGCCUCAUCCGACAAAACGAGGAGUCCAUGCACCAUGAUUUCACACAAACAGGGGCAGACCGAGCAACAUUGAGGACCUUGCACGAAGGCGAUAGCGGCCAUAUCGACCUCUUCGCCGAAUUGGACACCGCACGCCACGGGAUCGAACUCACCCAGUAUAACGACGAAAACGAUGACGCCAGUAAUUCUGAUCCGAACGAGUCUUCUCCGAUGGCCUAUGCGCCCGAUCUCUUCCCCGAGUCGCAAAGGUUCCUGGCCGAAACUCCAGGAACGGGGGUGAAAAGGGCCGAGGCAAACGGCGCGACCACUGAGACCCCGAGCGUCUCGCGGAACCCGCUUGCUGGGGAUAUCGAGUCCAGUGGUGGCCUGAUGGGUCUCAGCCAGGUAUUCAGAGCUACACAGGCGCCGUCAUCUCCUCUCGUCAACCUGCAGUCGGAACUCGCAUCGGACCGCCCAUCGCCGAAUAUUCCGAUCCAGAAAGCCCGGAUUACUCACGGCAUUUCCUCGCCGUUGAUGGGUGUCCAAAACAACUUCGUCAGAGAAUCAUCCGAACCGAACUUGAACUAUAUCUCGAUGAAGGAGUCACAGACCAGGCGCGAUCGGACGUUAGGAGAGAGGUUGACUCGAUCGGCGGGCAACAUCCAGUCGGACCAGAGUGACAAAGAGUUCUACAAGGAGUCGAGCUUUGUAGAACGUGCACGGCGGCAACGGGAGAUUGAUGAGGAAGCUGCGGCCCAGUUCGCCGGUCUGAAGGCUCCUGCCAGAUCGACAUCAAACCUUUCGGCCAGACCAACUUCUCCCCAACACUCACCGCAAGACGUCGAAACGGUCGAGCCUGUUGCUAGCGAGGAAGAAACAGAACAAGAAGAAGAUAGUGUUGUGCAGGUUCCUCAAUCACAAGAGCCUCCUCCAUCUUCAACGGAAGAGGAUAAAGAAAACUACGACGGCCCUCCGUUGGAUGCUGCCGCCGCCGCCAGUGCCCAUGAACGACUAUCUCAGGUGCUUGCCUUUGAGCUAAUGCAUUCACCAUCUGCUACGUGUCUAGAUGCAGAACCAGAGGACGACAUCCAUCGUCCACGCUCCUUCCGCUCCCAAACGGGUAAUCAACCCAACUUUCGUUCUUCCCAAAUGCAGGUGAACGAUUCUCAACCAUCGCCUCAACCAACGCCGCAACCCUCACCGAUAAGCAUUUACGACGAACCUGUUCAGAACAAUAUGCCUCAAUCGCCAUCGCGCUCUCAUGUGAAUUCUCCUUUGCCACAACGUCUUCAAUCCUCUCCUCCUUGCUCUCGACCCGAUCAGCGAUCAAGACCUUCAAGUCGCAAUGGCCAACAAGCUAGCAUUGUGCCAAAUAGCCAGGAUAUAAAGUCUGGAAAGGACACACCAUUCUACAGGAACGGAGACGCACGAUCUAGUGCCCCAUCUGAGCAGCAAGACAUGGGCUCAUCUCACCCCAGAGACCCGGGACUUGGAGUCAAUUCAUCUCUGCAAUCCCAUGUGACUGAAACGCCUGUUCAUCAACGCCUUAAACAUAUUGGUGAUAUGGCUCGAUUGACAAGCAUCCCUGAAACAAGCCCCAGUAACUCCCAAUGCCAUUCAGAAUCUGGAUCCAAUGGCGAUGGACUGAACAAUGAAGAUGAUGAUCUUCCACCGAUGUUCAAUGGUAUUUCUAAUAACAGAAGCAGUCAGAUCCGUCCAUCUGGAGCUAGGGCACUGUCUUCGCCACUCAAAAAACUGCUUUCUAGCCCAGGCGGAGGGCAACGCAGAGCCUUGACCGAAAUUGCGGCAGAUCUUUCACCACAAGUUGGAACGGGAGGAUUCGACAUGGGGAUUGGGAUUUUUGCGAACGACGACAAAGAGUUCAGAGCGCUCGUCGAUGGAUCACCAACCCGACAUAAGAAGAAGCGCCGCGGCAAUGAAGGUCAAAGUUAUAUCGCCUCCGACCCGAUCAUACCUUUCACCCCUCGUGCGCAGCCUCCUAAGUCAGUCACGCCACUUCGCGCACUACACAAUCGACCACCGCCUAUUCCAGAAGAACCAGAGCACGUAUCGCAGAUACAAGUGCCUGCAACAGACGUCCGGAGACAAUCAAAGCCCCCGCGACGAGCUCCCGAAAAUGUAUGGGAAGUGGAGAACUCGCCUGAGCAGCCCUUCCGCCGGAGAUCGAGGAUCGGCCAACGACUCGGCCAGCGCGCUAUGUCGCGAUCUUUGCGAGAAUCGCAAAGCCCGGAAAGGAACACUGGGAAGCCUGAAAGAUCCGCACCUAAGCCUAAAGCUGUCGUUCAUAACCCACCACCACCUCCAUCUUCUGAUCCCGCUGGUACCAGAACCGACUCAGCCGAUAUUGCAGAGUCAGAAUCAGCCUCCACCAUAGCAUCCCCUACUACACCCCGACCAUCCCAAACUUUAUCAGAUAAUACGCAGAUUGCUCCAAGUCAAGUGCUUGCAGUCUGGAGAGGCCAACAAUUGGCAUACUUCCCCGCAACAUGCUUUGGAACCCCACUAGGGGUCUCCCAAAAUCAAUUUUCGGUUAAAUUUGAGGACAGUCACCCUGUGGAAGUGCCCAAAGUUACCGUGAAAAGAUUUGAGCUGCGUGUCGGAGAUGAGGUUAAAGUUGACAUGCCUAAUGUCCCUAAAGUGACCCACGUUGUCCGCGGGCUCGAUGACAAACUUACUAAAGAAGAGCUUUCCAAGGCUGUUGACGAUGGCCUUCAUCCCAUUACUGAUAUUUAUGGCCACGCUACUGUCAUCCUUGGUCCCAAGCAGCGCAAGAGCCUGCCACGUGGUGGACUAAGCGGUACUGAAAACAUCAUCAAGGUGCCAAUUGGCCGCAUCUAUCUGGAUACUAUGCUCUGGAAGAAGCUCCAAGAUCGGGAGUUUACACAUCGGCCCGAUCCUGUUCGUCAAGAAAACAAGGCCGCAACGCCAUCUGAACCCCCGUCUGUGCCUGCAUCUCCCAGCGCUCGCUUCUCUCGGAGCAUUCGUCAAGCCAGCGGGAUCUUCGCCGGAAUGGCAUUCGCGGUAUCUUACAAAGAAGAUGAAACGUCCAAAAACCGUGUCACGAAGAUGAUCGAAGAGAACGGCGGCACUUUACUACACGAAGGAUUCACUCAAUUGUUCGAAGCCUCAUCGAUUAUUCCAAACGAUACCCCGACAAAAACCUCAGCCAAGGAUGAAGCCAAAAACCAAGGCCUACGUCUUACAGCCCUCGCCGAAGAUGUUGGCUUUGCUUGCUUGAUUGCCGACACACAUUCCCGUCGCGAGAAAUAUAUGCAAGCACUUGCAUUGAAUCUCCCCUGUCUGUCAGGACGCUGGGUAGAAGACUGCCUUGCACAAGGCCGCGUUCUUGACUGGGACAUCUACCUUCUACCCGCCGGGGACUCAACCUACCUCAACGGAGCAACAAAAUCCAGACUAAUGAUUCCAACACCCCCAUCUUCCGCCCGUCUCUCCGAAACCAUCUCAGCACGACCCAAACUCCUCAAAGGGCAAUCAGUUCUCCUCGUCAUGGGCCGCGGAAAAGCAGAAGAAAAGCGAAAAGCUUACAUCUUCCUCACAUACGCCCUGGGAGCUUCGCGCGUUGAACGAGUUCCCGAUCUCGGCACGGCCCGAGCCUUGAUCGACUCACAGUCUGAUGCCGGUGUACCAUCCAGCUGGGACUGGAUCUACGUUGACGAUGCGGAUCAACGUGCUGCACGGUGGAUGCUUGAGCCGAAGACGCAGAAGAUUCAUCUGACUCAUGGAAAGAAGCGGAAGAAGUCUACUGUGACCAUUCCUUCUACUCCUAUUCCGAGUGAGCGGAAGAUUACUCCAAAGGUUGUUGGUAAUGAGUUUGUUUGUCAGAGUUUGAUUCUCGGUCGGUUGUUUGCCGAGUGA
This is a messenger RNA of Penicillium canescens, 4260 nucleotides long. Its product is annotated as chromatin-binding protein RAD9. Gene Ontology annotation, cellular component: nucleus. The transcript is spliced from 2 exons. The record is from RefSeq and is a predicted model, not a curated record. Gene Ontology annotation, molecular function: histone binding. The coding region runs from base 1 to 4260 and encodes 1419 amino acids. Gene Ontology annotation, biological process: DNA damage checkpoint signaling; positive regulation of transcription by RNA polymerase II. NCBI's taxonomy places the organism in Eukaryota, Fungi, Ascomycota, Eurotiomycetes, Eurotiales, Aspergillaceae.